AUGGCGCGUCGGCAGGCCACGCUCGAUGCGCUCUUUGGCGGCCAGCCUGAAGCCAAGCGCGUAAAGACAGAGGCGCCGGCAGAGAAGAAGAGUGAGCUUCCGCCAAAGGUGUCAGAUGGCGUGCCGAUCGCUUAUGCGGUGCUGGUGGACACGUUUACGCGCGUCGAGGCUACGACCAAGCGCCUCGAGAUUCUAGAGCUCGUGACGAAUGUGUUCAUGCGGAUCAUCUACGAAAGCAGUGAGGGCAAGCCUCUGGUUUCUGCGCGGGACAAUCUCUUGCAUGCUGUGUACUUGUGCAUCAAUCGCUUGUGCCCCGAUUAUGAAGGUCUUGAGCUGGGGAUCGGCGAAGGGCUCUUGAUCAAGGCCAUCGCUCAGAGCACAGGCCGCGAAGUCGUGCGGAUUAAGAAGGAUUUCGAGAGUCUGGGUGACCUGGGCCUUGUGGCGCGUGCAUCGAAAAAGCACCAGCCGACCAUGUUUCGCGCGCAGGCUUUGACGUUGUCGUACGUGUUUCACCAGCUGCGUCUGAUUGCGGCGGCGUCGGGCGCCAAGUCGCAGGACAAGAAGCUCGGCAUCAUUAAGCGGCUGCUAGCGGCAUGCAGUGAUGAUGAGGCCAAGUACUUGAUCCGCAGUCUGGAGGGCAAGUUGCGGAUUGGCCUCGCAGAAAAGACGGUGCUCAUAGCCGUGGCGCAGGCAGUGAUGCUGGUGAUGCGGGGCGAGGCAUGCUACACGGCCGAGCUGGCUCCAUCGCUGGAGCAUGGUAUACAUACCGUCAAGGCCGUGUUCAGUGAGUUGCCGUCGUACGAUGUGCUGAUCCCUGCCUUGCUGGCGCAUGGUGUGGAGCAUCUUCACGAGCACGUUACCUUGACGCCGGGCAUUCCGCUCAAGCCCAUGCUGGCGAAGCCGACCAAGGCGAUUGGCGAGGUGCUGGACCGGUUUGAGGCGCAGGCCUUUACGUGUGAGUACAAGUACGAUGGCGAGCGUGCGCAGGUGCAUGGAUUUAUGGAGGAUGGCCAGCUUCAGGUGCGUGUGUUUAGCCGCAAUUCGGAGGACAUGAGCGUCAAGUACCCUGACCUUGUCGUGCAGAUACCCCGUUGCCUCCGGGAGGGCCGUGUGCGCAGUUUUGUGCUGGAUGCUGAGGCUGUGGCGUGGCAGCCGCGCGGCUCGGAGCCGGGGCGGCUGCUGCCGUUCCAGGAGCUGAGUCGGCGGAAGCGCAAAGACGUGCAGGCGGACGAUGUGCGUGUGGCGGUCAAGGUAUUUGCGUUUGAUUUGCUGUACCUGAAUGGGGCGUCUCUGCUGCAGGAGGCCUUGGCGCGGCGGCGGUCCCUGCUGUGGGAGUGCUUUGCGCCCGUGGAGGAUGAGUUUGACUUUGCGACGUCGAAGGACUGCACGACGACGGAAGAGAUCCAGGCGUUCUUGGAUGAGAGCGUGGCGCAUGGCUGUGAAGGCUUGAUGGUCAAGAUGCUCACGGGUGGCGAUGCGACGUACGAGCCGAGUCGUCGCUCGAUCAACUGGCUGAAGCUCAAGAAGGACUAUUUGUCGGGCACGGGCGACAGUCUUGAUCUGACGGUGAUUGGUGCGUACUAUGGCCGCGGCAAGCGCACGAACGUGUACGGAGCGUUCCUUCUUGCAUGCUAUGACGAAGACAGCGAGACGUACCAGAGCGUGUGCAAGAUUGGCACGGGCUUUUCCGAGGCGGAUCUUGAUGCGCACUAUACCACGCUGAAGGCGCUGGAGAUCUCUGCUGCGAAGAGCUACUACGACCUGGGUGAGGCCAAGCCGGACGUGUUUUUUGAGGCGCGCAUCGUGUGGGAGGUGCUGGCGGCGGACCUGUCGCUGAGCCCCGUCUACACAGCCGCGCGCGGUGCGAUCGAUGCGCGUGGUGUAUCGCUGCGCUUUCCGCGUUUCGUUCGGAUCCGCGACGACAAGACGCCGGACAUGUCGACGACGCCCGAGCAGGUCGCGAGCAUGUACCGCGCGCAGGUAGCGACGUCGGCGCGGAUCGACGACGACGCGGACGAGUUUUGGUAG
This is a messenger RNA of Malassezia restricta, 2028 nucleotides long. Its product is annotated as DNA ligase 1. Bases 1 to 2028 code for a protein of 675 amino acids. Gene Ontology annotation, biological process: DNA recombination; DNA biosynthetic process; DNA repair. Gene Ontology annotation, cellular component: nucleus; mitochondrion. Gene Ontology annotation, molecular function: DNA binding; ATP binding; DNA ligase (ATP) activity. The record is from RefSeq and is a predicted model, not a curated record. The transcript has a single exon. Lineage: Eukaryota; Fungi; Basidiomycota; Malasseziomycetes; Malasseziales; Malasseziaceae.